AAGGAGAAGAUUGAGGCUAUCUGAAACUUGAUUAAUGAGCAAUCCACAGUUUGCAAUAAAGUGUCAACAUCCAAGCAUGAAUCACUGAGGAAUGCAUGAGGUGAAGCGAGUGGAGAUGUGCAGACCAUAUUUUUUAUCGGAAAACUGUGACGAAGAUAUUUUUGUUCGUGCUUCGUUGGGAAAGAAAAUAUUUCAUUGUUUUUUUCUUUGUUUGGUGCAACAAGAGCUGGAGAACAAUUUAUCGCCCUCUUAUUUGAUUCUGAAAUCGAUCUACAAUGGCUUGGACGAAUUAUCAGAAACUCUUGGCCCUGCUGAUGGUUGUCACAGGGUCAUUCAAUACUCUCUCAGUCAAAUAUGCAGAUAAACAAAUUGUUCCUGGUAAGGAUGGACAGCCAAGACAUUUUAAUCACCCCUUUAUGCAGUCUUCCUUUAUGUUUCUGGGUGAAAUGUUGUGUUUGUUGACGUUCAAGAUUGCUUAUCUCUAUUACAAGCGGAAAAAUGAUAACUCAAUAGAGACAAGUGCCCUCACAAAAGGCAACAAAAACUUCAAUCCCUUCAUACUCCUGAUUCCGGCGGCUUGUGACAUGAUUGGAACCUCCAUAAUGUACGUUGGCCUGAAUUUAACGUACGCCAGCAGCUUUCAGAUGCUCAGGGGCUCAGUCAUUGUGUUCACUGGAUUCUUGUCAAUGGGAUUUUUGGGUAGAAGAUUGGGGGGAAGAGAGUGGAGCGGCAUUGGAUUGGUUAUUGUGGGAUUGGCACUUGUGGGAAUGAGUGAUCUUUUAAUGAACGACGAAAGCUCUGGGGGAAUGAACUCUAUUCUCACCGGGGAUUUAUUGAUUAUUUGUGCACAAGUGAUAACGUCAGUUCAAAUGGUCGUGGAGGAGAAAUUCGUGGCUGGUCAGGAUAUCCCACCCCUCCAAGCUGUCGGAUGGGAGGGAAUAUUCGGCUUCAUUGGAAUAUGUUUAGCUAUGAUUCCACUGAAUUAUAUUCACGCAUAUCCACCAUUUGCUGAUAACUCUCAGGGCACUUUGGAAGCGCCCAUCGACGCUUUCAUUCAGAUAGGGAACAGUGGAAGAUUACUUAUGGCUAUCGUCGGAAUUACAUUGAGCAUUGCAUUUUUCAAUUUCGCUGGAAUCAGUGUGACGAAAGAGAUGAGUGCAACAACGAGAAUGAUACUUGACAGUGUCAGAACUAUCGUUAUUUGGGGAUUCUCUCUCGUGUUUCGAUGGCAGAAAUUCCAUUACCUCCAGCUAAUUGGCUUCUCAGUUCUCCUCAUCGGUAUGGGUUCCUACAACAACGUAGUGGUGCCCCAAUUAUGCAGAAAAAUUCUCUGUAAAUUCGGACGUCACCAGCCCCCUCAGCUGCCGACUCGCGACAGAGCCCAAAUAAUAAACGCAGUGGACGAGUCAGUCUCCGAGGAGCAUCGAUAAUCCCACUCGUCAGACCUUCCCGAAUGGAGUCCUUAUACCUAAGAAAUACGAAAAAAUUCUGUGAUGCAGAAUUUUCUUGGCUCGAAAGCUCAGGAAUGAAGACAAUCGAGAAAGAAAUUCCCACUGGGAAGAGUAUUUUUUUUUU
Molecule: messenger RNA, 1575 nt
Organism: Diachasmimorpha longicaudata
Lineage: Eukaryota; Metazoa; Arthropoda; Insecta; Hymenoptera; Braconidae
Gene: Tango9
Product: Transport and Golgi organization 9
Exons: 8
Coding region: 276-1430 (384 amino acids)
Biological process (GO): pyrimidine nucleotide-sugar transmembrane transport
Cellular component (GO): intracellular membrane-bounded organelle; Golgi membrane
Molecular function (GO): pyrimidine nucleotide-sugar transmembrane transporter activity
Source: RefSeq, a predicted model, not a curated record